UACAAUGUCUGUUACUUUAAGUAUUUCAACUGUGCCUCAUUUGAAAUUAGCAGAUCUUAAAAAAGAAUGCAAAAUUUUGGGAUUACCUGUCACUGGAAAUAAAUAUGAACUUGUUGACAGAUUAAUUAAAUUUAUUGAAAAAGCAUCUGUAGCAAAUCAGGUAGAAUCUAUGUCUAUUCCACAACCUACUACUCAACUAUAUCAACAGAUUACUCCCUCUAUAUUAUACUCCUCUUCAAACAGCUUUACAAACUCUUCUCUUCACAAUAUAAACAAUUAUUCUAACAUUAGCUACUCAGAAGUUUCUUCUUCUUUUUCGAAUACUUUUGAUAACAAACAAAUUCCAGAUUCAAUAUAUUUAGACAACCAAACUAAUGUUUUAGAGGAGGAUAUUAAUGAAGAAAAACUGUUGGAUAGUAGUAAUGAGGAUAUAAGUCCUGAAAAUUUGGAGUUGUCUAGUAUUAAAUCAAAAAUUAAAAAAAGUCAAAAUGACUUAGAAAAAAUAUUGGAUGUUAACAAUCAUGUUAUCAAACUAAAUGGGAUCAAUAAUGUACCAUCUAGCAAAAGGGUUGCUUUGCGGAAUGAAAAAUUUAGCCAUAAUACACAUAGCAAUUUAACAGAUGAAAAAUUGCUUUGUCGUGCUAAACGAUUUGGACUUCCCAUUAAACCUGACCACAUCAUCACCGAUAUAUCCAGUACAACUAAAGGCACAACAAAUAAUUCUACCAAUAAGGUUAACCUGAUCAAAAAACAAAGGGCCAUACGUUUUGGUAAUAGCACUGAUGAAACUUUAUUCAACGAAGUAAACAAAAAAUCUAUCAGAGCCCUUAGGUUUGGUUUGAUUUGAAAUAAUCAAAGGACAAAAUAAAAUAUUUAUAAUUAUUGAAGAUAAUUAAUUACUAACGAAAUCUAAAUGUAUCUUUUUUAUUGAUAUUUAUAAAUAAUUAUUAAUUUUUAAAAAUCGAGUAUUGCUGUCCUAUAUUUUUUUAAACAAAAUGUUGAAGAUU
Gordionus sp. m RMFG-2023 is the source of this 1007-nucleotide messenger RNA. RefSeq names its product probable serine/threonine-protein kinase ifkA. Gene Ontology annotation, biological process: poly(A)+ mRNA export from nucleus. Bases 5 to 847 code for a protein of 280 amino acids. Gene Ontology annotation, cellular component: nucleus. The record is from RefSeq and is a predicted model, not a curated record. The transcript has 8 exons. NCBI's taxonomy places the organism in Eukaryota, Metazoa, Nematomorpha, Gordioida, Chordodea, Parachordodidae.